AUGGUGAGUCAUUACAUACAUGAAGAUGUGAUGAUUGAGAUUCUUGUAAAAUUACCAGUCAAAUCUUUGUUGCGAUUUAAGUGUGCCUCCAAAUCUUGGUCCUCUCUCAUUACAAAUCCCAGUUUCAUAGCCAAGCAUCUCACUAACAAGAAGGAAAAUGGUUGCCUCUUCAUUCAUAGCAUUGAACCCAAAGAUACAAAUAACUUUCCCAGAAAAUAUACCUUUGCUGUGUGUCAUGACAAAUCCCUCACGGUUCCAGUAUUUGAAUAUCUUGGUCUAAAGUUGAAUGCAAAAGUGCACGUUAUGGGUCCUUGUAACGGCAUUUUUUGUCUCUUAACCAAUUGGGAUUCUGUAGCUCUAUGGAACCCAGCGAACAGAGAAUCCAGAACUCUUCCGACACAAACAUUCCCCAACUCCAUUCCUCCGAGAAUGGAACUCGAGAGAAAUGCUUUUGGGUUCAGGAUGGAUCCUUUCACUAGUGAUUAUAAAGUGGUGUUUCAAAACAUAUUGGAGCAGGAUGAACCGAUGUCAUUCAAAGGGAUACCAGAGCUAGGUUGCCCUCACCCAGGAACUAAUCUUAAAGGGGAGUUCCUCAUCCAAGGUGAGGACGGGCAUUUGUACUUGGUAGACCCUAUUACCCUUGAGAUGAAGGAUCUUCAAACUGUGGCUUCUCAGGCUAUUCUUUACCAUGAGAGCCUAGUUUCUGUUCAGAGAAGAGACGAAGAAUUUGAUCAUUCAUAUAUUACACUUCGUCUUAAGUUCGAUGUUUUCCGUGACUCGUACUGGGAUAAUCAAAUAGAUUCUGAUGUCACUUAUUCUAGCUCCGAUGAUGAUACUUAG
Molecule: messenger RNA, 840 nt
Organism: Camellia sinensis
Lineage: Eukaryota; Viridiplantae; Streptophyta; Magnoliopsida; Ericales; Theaceae
Product: F-box/kelch-repeat protein At3g06240-like
Molecular function (GO): protein binding
Source: RefSeq, a predicted model, not a curated record